GUUUGGAGCCGUCUGGUGCUGAGCGGGUUUUCGGCGUCGGGGACGUGGCGGCCGCGGUGGGCUAGAGCCUCACACGCUGAGCAUCUUUCUCACUUGGAGGGUGAAAUACUUAACAGAGGAUAUAUCUUUGACAUCUUUAAAACAGCUCUGCCUACUGGAUGGCAGUUUCCCUCAUUUCAUUUUUAGGUUUAGAAGCAUCAACUGGAAUCGAUUUACAUUCGAAAAUUGGACUUGAUACUCUGGCUUUACUAGCAAACAAGCAAUGUCAUCUAAUGAACAAGAAAGGCUCUUCUGUUAUAAUGGAGAAGUCCUUGUUUUUCGUUUGUCUAAAGGAAAUUUUGUAGAUGAAGGGCCUACAAAAACACCUGUGUUACAUGUCAGAAGAAUGGUAUUUGACAGAGGAACAGGAGUAUUUGUUCAGAAAUCCACUGGAUUCUUUAGCAUAAAAGAAGAAUACUCUCAUUUAAAAAUUAUGGGUUGCGACUGUGUUUCAGAUUUCAGAACUGGAAUUAAUCUGCCUUAUAUUAUGAUACAGUGCAUUAAAGAGACUAACAUUUUCAGAUAUUUUCUACUAUUUCUUCACAGUACCAAUAAAUUUGAAAAGCGUUUGAGUUUUAGACUACUCUAUGAGUUGAAGGACAGCAUAAGGGUCCUUAAUGGCCCUUUAGUUUUAUGGAGACAUGUCCAAACAUUAUUUUAUAUCUCUUCCCAAACUGGCAAAGUUGUUACUGUGUCCAUUAAGUUUUCCUCUAUUGAGUGGGCAGGGGAGAUUGAAAAUGUAGGUAUGGUUUUGUUAGGACGAAAGACAUGUUACUUACCUGAGGAAGGAUGUACCCCACAGCCUUCAAAAUCAGAUUAUGCAACUUGGAAUACUCAAUUUUGUGUAUACUCCCUUGAAAGGGGAGAAGUAAUAAAUGAAACAUACAUUAUCCCUCCUGCUUAUACCAGUGUGAUAGCAUGUGUGCAUGUCUGUGCAACUGAGAUUGUCAACAACCAGUUAAGAAUGUCUCUGAUUGCUCUUACUCAAAAGAAUCAGCUGAUUUCAUUCCAAAAUGGGACUCCUAAAAGUGUGUGCCAGCUUCCAUUUGGAGAUCCUUGUGCAGUUCAACUUAUGGAUUCAGGUGGAGGAGACCUCCUUUUCGUCAUAUCCUUUAGGUCCAGUGAUGCUUGUGCUGUUUGGGAAAAGAACUUUCAGGUUGCUGCUAAGUGGGAGAAAGUUAGCUCAGUACUGAUAGAUGACUUUCUUGGAACUGGAACUGAACAAGUACUGCUACUUUUUAAGGACCCCUUGAAUUCAGAUUGCCUCAGUUCCUUUAAAAUAACAGACCUGGACAGCUUAAACUAUUCAAGUGAAACAUUGGAUUACAAUGAAGAUGACUUACUUGACAACAAAAAGAAUUAUUUGGUGGUUCCACCUCUGGAAAGAAGAUUGAAAGUUGGUUUGGUUUCUGUUCAGGAAUUACAGCAGCAUCUCUUGCUUAAGGAAAAAAUUAUUUCAAAAUCUUACAAGGCUUUAAUGAACCUGUUUCAAGGGAAAGAUGAUAGUACAUCAAGUGCAGAGGAGGAAUGUCUUGUCACUCUUUGUGGUGAAGAAGAAAAUCCUGUCUAUACCUUUGAUGAAAAGUUAUCAGAUAAUUUUCAAGAUUCAGAACAGCUGGUAGAGAAGAUAUGGUAUCGUGUAAUAGAGGAUAGCUUGGUUGUUGGAGUGAAAACCACAUCUUCUUUGAAGGUGUCCCUGAAUCAUGUGACUUUAUCGCUGUCAAUGGAUCAAGCCCCUAACUCCAGCUUUCCGCUCAUUAAGUGUCAAAAUAGGGUGAUCAAGUUGAGUAGGAUAUCUUCCCCAGUACCAGGCUCAGUGCCAUAUGAAAUAGGAUCAGAGGUAAAAAAAAUCAAGUUGAGUGUUGAGAGUGAGAAAGAGGAAGAGAAAGAGGAAAGCAUUGUUUGUGUACAACCAUCUGAGAAAGAGUAUGUGCAGAUGAUUACUGCUGUAACAUCUCUUUCACCACUUUUAGCAUUCAGUAAUUUUUGUUGCAUUGUGCUGCUACAAAUUAGAGAGAGAGAGAAUGGUAACCAUUCUGCAACUCGUUAUGUUCAGUGUGGCAGAAUUUUUUUAAGUCUAGAAGAUCUUUCAAGUGGGAAAUACCUGCUGACAUUUCCAAAGAAGAAACCUAUAGAACACAUGGAAGAUGUCUUUGCGCUUCUUGCGGCCUGGCAGAGAGCUUGUUUUCAAAUCAUAUCACCCAGCUAUGCUCUGACUUCAAUGAAGGUGUGGCUCUUAGAACACAUGGAAUGUGAAGUUAUCAAAGAAUUUCCAGAAAUUUGCUUUUGCAAAAGGCCAGGAAGUUUCUAUGGGACACUCUUCAACUGGAAACAAAGAACACCAUUUGAAGGGAUUUUAAUAGUCUAUUCCAGGAAUCAAACAGUUUUGUUCCAGUGCCUUCAUAAUCUCAGCAGAGUUCUCCCUAUAAACAGUUUCUUCAAAUAUCUAAAAUUAGGAAGUGAGGAUUUCCUAAUUGGUCAUUUGGCAUUAGCUUUGGAGAAGGAGUUGGUUACCCUUGGUUCUUUUUCUUCUGCCUUAGUUAAGGUUGAAAGCAACUUGGUGCAGAGUUGUGAAGCAAGCAAAGAAAAGAGUAGUGGUGAUGCGGCUGCCUUAUCAGACAUAGAGGAAAGCACCCACCCCUACAGAAAAGAGCUUCAGAGGGAAAAGGAGCAAAUGUUGGGGACGAACCUAAAAAUGUCUCAUGGGAGGCACCAGAGGAUGAGAAGAAGGCCUCUGAAUGAAGAUGCCUGGGCUAGGAAGGCACAUAUGCAUCAGGACACCUGCCAGGCUGGGCCCCCAGUUCUGCAGACCGGCGGUGAGGAAGAGGACUAGACUGCAUUCCGGACC
Molecule: messenger RNA, 2887 nt
Organism: Balaenoptera acutorostrata (minke whale)
Lineage: Eukaryota; Metazoa; Chordata; Mammalia; Artiodactyla; Balaenopteridae
Gene: FANCB
Product: FA complementation group B
Exons: 12
Coding region: 263-2872 (869 amino acids)
Biological process (GO): positive regulation of double-strand break repair via homologous recombination; negative regulation of double-strand break repair via homologous recombination; replication-born double-strand break repair via sister chromatid exchange
Cellular component (GO): Fanconi anaemia nuclear complex
Source: RefSeq, a predicted model, not a curated record